Diatraea saccharalis (sugarcane borer) is the source of this 1860-nucleotide messenger RNA. Lineage: Eukaryota; Metazoa; Arthropoda; Insecta; Lepidoptera; Crambidae. The record is from the annotation of a GenBank genome assembly.
GGUAACUUUUAGGUUGAGCAUCUAAAAGAGCAUGCCCCGGUUAACUUUUACCUUGGCCGCAACACUUUUGUUUCUUCUGUACGUGUAGCAUGACAAACUCGAGAAACGCUUUGUCUACACACAUUUGUCAGUUUCUCGGGUUGAGAGUGAGAUAUCGUAUGGGCGCACCCGAGAAAAGUGACAUUUGAGUGUAGACAAAACGUUCUCGAGUUUGUCAUGCUACGCGUGCAGGAACACAUCGUAUGAAAGGCGCGAGACACAAGUGUUACCAACUUAGUCAUUUAUCCGGAUUUAUCUAUAUAAAAAGUUAUGUCAAAGUAGUAAAAUGAAACGUAAUAUCGCUGUAACAUCUCUAAGAUGUCUUAGCCUAUGGCUGGAGUCUUAGCAAGGGAAUAAGACGGUCGCAGCCAUAGAAACCGAAUACGGAAAAUGAACGUGUGCGAAAGGCUUAAUCUAACACUUUCAGGUUAACUCUAAAACGUAUACCACUUACAGAAACAACGGAAUGCCGCCGAGCAAUUCUAUUUAGACCACCAAGAUGUUUAUGAGGCGCGGGGUAAAUCGAGCCGGGAUAGAUUAGAAGCGGUCCACUUACACAAUAGCGGUUAUCCGAAGAUGCACGAUGAACUGAAUAAAAAGCGAUCGACUACCAAGAUUACAGCUGUCUCAGAACAUCCCGUUGCGACUUUGAAACAAGCAACUCACAAGCGACACAACACUGGCAUUAAAAUGGACUCUGUUACCAGAAAGAAUUCAAAGUCAAGAUAUCAUACACGUGACACCAGAGGAAGGGCCGGACGCCGUGACAACUCUAGAAUAACGAAAUCUAAAUCAAAACAAACGAGAGGCAGACGAUCCUCGUGCAAAACGUAUAAAAUAAUGAAAAUAAAAGCGAAUAUUGGUUGUCAAUGCUCCACUUAUUAUAUAGCCAAAGACAAAAAGAAUGGCACAGAUAAUAUUGUUCUGCCACCGGGUAUUGUUGAUAAAAUGGCAGUCGACGAAAACUCGUUUCGAUGUUACCAUUUGAAUCAGAAUUUAGCAGAUGUUAACAGACCACGUACGUAUAAUGAUAUGAGUUCGAAAGAGUCCAAACAAAAUAAUCCAGACACGGAAGGCUCAGUCAGUACGUAUAACAGUUACGCGUCCCUUGAACAUGAACCAAUGAUUUCGUAAUAAAAUGUAAAUUUGUCUAUGAAAUUGAAAUAAAAACGUUAUCAUUUCUUUAUUAAGUUUUCUAAAUACUUCAUUAACUGUAAUCAAAUGUAGAUAUUGAUUAAAAACUACUGGCAUCCCGAUAAACGCGUCAUCCAGCAUUUGUAAAAUCUUGGGAACCAUGAUAUGUUUACAUACGUAUUUAGAUGUUUUAUAGUUGAUUAAAAUAAGUAUCGUCUCUGAUUAUUACUAGAUAAAAAUACAGUACAUUUUAAACUGUCUUCAAUUGAAGUUUAAAGAAAUACCGAGCAAAUGCCAGCCUGCUCUCACUUGGUGGUUGACACUGUAAGAUCUAACAAUUCCUGAGAAUACUCCGUGGAGGAGGGAAACGCGUGUAGAGAGUUGAUUUUGCGAAAUUUGUUGCCGUUUGUACAUGUGAAUUUGUGUGCGGAUAGUACACAACAAGUCUUGCGGAUAUUGACUGAGUGUGGAAGUUGCUAUAUAUGAUAAUUUAAAUGAAGUCCUCAAAAUCACGCCUAAUUCUAUUUAAAAAAUUGUAUUUAAGCCGGAUUAAUAUUUAAAUCAAACUGGAUUUACAUUUAAAUAUCAAAUAUUAGGACAAAAUAUAUAAUGACAAAAGUAGUUACAUGAAACUACAUUCAUUGCAUUAAUUUCACUAGCAGUUGCACGUGUGAACGUUUACUUUUG